Molecule: messenger RNA, 1581 nt
Organism: Aspergillus brunneoviolaceus CBS 621.78
Lineage: Eukaryota; Fungi; Ascomycota; Eurotiomycetes; Eurotiales; Aspergillaceae
Exons: 4
Coding region: 406-1473 (355 amino acids)
Source: RefSeq, a predicted model, not a curated record
GGAAAGGGACCGCAUUACCGCUGGGUUGCAGCUGCCAUGCUGGAGUUACAUUGGCUGUGUCGGAACUUGGAAGGGAAGGGUUAGACUCAGAAAUUGGAGGAGGAACGAAAAUUUUGGCUGGGUGCUCGCCAAUCCGCCACGGUUCUCUGGCAACGCCAAUCUUAAAUUAUCUUAACUACUGCCAUGGCUGCUGUUGGCUGAUGCCACUGCAGUGCUUCGUAUGCUUACUGCUUGCUUGUCUUCGCCAAGUCACCGUCGACAGGGCCACAAAACCGUAUUUCCCCUGGACCCGAAAGCUUUUAAAACUGCAACCCCAAAUUCGGCAUUUCCAACCCUCCGGAGAUAUAUCUACCUCGUACCUGGCACUGAAGCAAUGAGGGUUGCCAGGAUGUGCUCCUUGUCAAGAUGAGUUCCGACAGUUCUUCGAAUGCCGGCCCGGCCCUGUUGAGUGGUCUCUGGGCGGCCGUCGGCAUCACCACAUUCAUCCUCAUUCUCCGCAUCGCUGCUAAAAUCAAAAUUCGUCACUUCCACAUUGACGAUGUGCUGAUGAUUGCGGCCCUGAUUCUAACCCUCUCUUCCAUGGGGCUUUUAACCAAUUCCGUCCGGCAUGGCUUUGGCAAAGACCUCGAGAGUCUGGAACUGUCAGAUUUGGAAGCAGUGUUGAAAGACAUUGCCAUUCAGGUACCGCUCGUCACGUUCAGCACCGGAAUUGCCCGUUCGUCGUUCGUUCUCUACUUGCUCGGAAUCCUUGGCGGAAAGAAACCAUACCAGAUCGCGCUCUGGACAGCCAUGAUGCUGCAGCUAGUCUGCAACAUCAUCGCCGCCGUUUUACCACUCAGCAUUUGCCGCAAUGUCCGAGCAUUAUGGGUUCCCGGAACGGAGACUACCUGCGGUAACACGGUUGCGGUCAUUCGCUUUGCCUACUUCCAGUCCUCCAUCAAUACCGCGACCGACUUAUUCCUGGCAGUUUUCCCUACUGUGAUCUUCUGGAAUUUGAAUCUAAAACUUCGCAUCAAGAUCAGUUUGAUCAUCCUGCUGAGUUUGGGUAUUGUCGCUAUGAUUGCGUCUAUUAUCAAAACCACCAAGCUCGACCAAGUGCCUAGUGUGACCAAUAUUGGCGCGUCCGGAGGCGUGGAACUGAUCCGCUGGGGUUACACUGAGAACGUGAUCAUCAUCAUGACCUCAUCCAUCCCUUGUAUCCGACCACUUUUGAUCUCCUCUGUGAGGAAAUUCUCCAGCAAUGCCAAGUCACGCUCCUACGAGCUCACUGGACCCUUCAGCGGCAACAAAGGCAAUACGAAAAAUGGCACUGCGCCAUCACAGAAUCAGGAACGGAGGGAUGAUGACGCCGACAGCGUCGAACAAAUCCUGCGUGAGGCCUACCAGCAGAACUCAGCGCUGGAGGCCGGCCGUGGUAUUACGAAACAAGUCGACAUCUCGGUAGUGUCUGAUGGGUCAUCUUUUGGACGAUGAACGAGCACUGAACAACCUACUUUGACGAGACCAUUCGCUCUUUAGAUUUCUAUCUUUUCUUUCUCUUCCUUUUCGGUUCCUAUUUUCCGAUAAUGUCUUUCCUCUUCU